AACACAAACGAAGAAGAAGACGGAAGAGGAAGUGACGUCACGGAGGAUAGUUAGCAAAACAAGUUGGCUAUUGCUAAGUGGUAUGAUAUUUCAUUGACAUUUAACCAAAGUAUUCCUUCAACAUGAGUUCUCCAGAGGACAGACAUGGAACAAAACGACCAGCGUCUCCAAGUGAAGAUGGGUCUACCCAGUGGGCAACAGCUGAUCUGGGAAGCAACGAAAGGAAGCAGAAGUUUUUACGUUUGAUGGGUGCUGGCAAGAGAGAACACACCGGGCGCCUUGUCAUUGGUGACCACAAAUCAACAUCCCACGUCCGCAGCGGGCAGGAAGAUAAAAAGAUCAACGAGCAGCUAGAGCUGCAGUACCAGCAGGGCAUGGAUGGGAAGCUAUCGGGUCGGAACCGGAGGCACUGUGGGCUGGGUUUCACUGAGUCCGACUCGUUUCCCUCCCCACCAGUGGACAGUCAGACAGAAGCAACUGAACCAGAGAAGUCCACCAGCGAAAAAGAACUGACACAUGCCGAGGACAAAGGCUGUGAUCCUAACCCAGAGGAACCAACCUCAGACCAGACAAAGUCCAGCUCAGACAGUAAGAACGGUGACCGGAAACACAGCUACAAAAUGGCCUUUGUGAAGUCAUCGUAGGUGUACAGGGAGGAAUUCGUUUUUUGUAAUCUCAAAUUUGUACCUGUUGGUGUUACUUCUGCCUCUUUAAGCGAUCACUCAUCAUUUCAGUCUUUUUUACUGUGCUGAAAGGGAUUCUCUACAGGAGCGCUCAUCAUCAGGCAGCAAGUCGGUGUGCAUGUCGUCAGAGAAUGAAGUCUGUAGGUUAAAAUGUCAACCUUUGGUUGAAUGGUGUUACGUUAUGUAAAGGUGGCAAAUUGUGCGAUUUUUAUUUCGUUUGAACAUUUUAACAGUCAUUUGUCACAGAUUGUUUUGGAUAAUGAUUGAUUUAAUUCAGCAUGAUUGGUAUACAUGUUGUACAUUUUGUGGUUUCUUGUUUGAAAACCAAUAAAAGGAAACAUCGGUC
Molecule: messenger RNA, 1029 nt
Organism: Scatophagus argus
Lineage: Eukaryota; Metazoa; Chordata; Actinopteri; Scatophagidae
Gene: c7h11orf58
Product: chromosome 7 C11orf58 homolog
Exons: 5
Coding region: 123-644 (173 amino acids)
Source: RefSeq, a predicted model, not a curated record